AUGAACAGCUUCUCGGUGCUCAAUGAACAGGACAAGACGCUGGACUACGACGCCUACUUUGCCUCGCAGGAGACGCUGAACCUGAUCGCGGUCAAGACGGGCGCCAGCAUCGCGUUCGUGGCCACCAAGACGUUCGGCACGCGGGCCCGUUGGGUGGCGAGGUCCAAGAUCAAGAGCAUGUCGUUCCGCACGUUCAGCGGCGUGACGUCCAAGGACACGACGCUGAGUGGCCUGACCAUCGACAACCGCGCCGGCAACGGCAUUACCAAGAACACCGGCGGGGACAGUCACCAAGAUGGAGUUGCACGGCGCAAUGUUGGUGCUCUUCUUGAAGCAAGAUUUUUGGAGCUGCGGACGGCAUCUGGGAGCCGCAGGUAA
This is a messenger RNA of Phytophthora sojae, 378 nucleotides long. RefSeq lists its product as hypothetical. The coding region runs from base 1 to 378 and encodes 125 amino acids. The transcript has 3 exons. The record is from RefSeq and is a predicted model, not a curated record. Lineage: Eukaryota; Oomycota; Peronosporomycetes; Peronosporales; Peronosporaceae.